GCGUGACCUUCUAGUGACAACCAGACGUUGGACAUGAAGCAGAGUCACUUCACAAACCAGAAAAAUUCGGAAUAAGUGCUCAGUGCAUUUUGCACGGACCAACAGGAAUGGCAAACUCCAGCAGAACUUUUGCAGACAUUAGAUCUGUUGUAUUGUCUGCCCAUAGUAAUAAAUGUGAUGAAGGUUUCUACAACAAUUGGGCUGAAAACUAUGACCAGGAUUUAGAGAUAUUGGAUUACCAUGCCCCUUUGCUUGUUGCUGAGUGCCUGUCCAGUGCUUUUGAGGGAGAACGAGAGAAAGCAGUGGUUCUGGAUGUGGCCUGUGGCACAGGGCUGGCAUGCUCAUCGCUGCAGAAAAAAGGAUUUCAGUAUUUUGUGGGACUGGAUUCCAGUGCUAAAAUGCUUGAAGUGGCCAAGAGAAAAGGACUUUACCAGGAGCUGAAGCAGUGUCUCCUGGGACCCACAGCCUUGCCUAUCAAAGCUGGGACGUGUGAUGUUGUCAUCGCUGUUGGAGCCCUAAGUUGUACGCAUUUGCCAGUUACCAUCGUGAGAGAACUAUGGCAAGUUGCUAAGCCAGGUGGCUAUGUGUGUGUGACCACAAGGGGAAAUGAAAGCAACAAGGAGUACAAAAAUCACCUUGAGCGAAUUCUGAGCGAGAUGGAGAUGGAAGGGCUCUGGAACCGGAUUUCGGUUAUGGAGGUGGAACGCUGGGAGAAGGCAGUUUGUGACGCAGAAUCAGAGUACAUACCUGGAGCAGUGUACUUGUAUAGGAAGUCAGAGAAGUAACAUAAAACGGAAUGCAAAUGUUUGGGCACUGAUUUUUGCAAAUGCAUACAUAUUUGUGAAUGUGCAUUUUCCAUUUUGCACAAAUACCUAAUUGGCAUAUGAAAAGUAAUUGAAUUGAAAAAAAUUUCAAUAACCCAUUCUCAAUUCAAAAAAUAAGAUUAUUGACGGGUUUAAUCUCCAUUUGCGGCUCUCGUAAGAAAAUAUGUAUGCUGAAGAUUAAAUAAAAAAAGUUUUAACUUUUAUAUUAAA
Molecule: messenger RNA, 1034 nt
Organism: Conger conger (European conger)
Lineage: Eukaryota; Metazoa; Chordata; Actinopteri; Anguilliformes; Congridae
Gene: mettl27
Product: methyltransferase like 27
Exons: 6
Coding region: 108-785 (225 amino acids)
Molecular function (GO): S-adenosylmethionine-dependent methyltransferase activity
Source: RefSeq, a predicted model, not a curated record